AGCGCUUGAAACCAUAGACAAGGUGGAGUGAACAAAAAAAAAAUACUGACAAGACAAAAAUAAUUUUGUCAACAUGUCGGACAAUGAAGACUUGCUAGGCGACGAUUUGGGUGAUCAUAGCCUUGCCGACUACAAUCUUGGCAACGAGGAGGAGGAGCAACUCCUUGCUGACGACUACGAAAGUAAUUCAUCGCAAAAUGUCCCAGCGUCGGUAGGUCCUACUUAUGGGGCUGGCCCAGAUCUUGUGUCUCCAGAAUAUCCUAGUCAUGGCAUGGACUAUGGUGCGCAGCCGCUUCCAUAUCAGCCUGGGGUGGAGCCGGAGUGCGUAGUGCCCAACAUAACCGUGGAGAUCCCCAACACUCCGAUCCCGGACCACUCUACGUACGCUCCGUACGAGCCCCCGGCGUAUGAGAUUGAACAUGCUGUAGUGCCACCAGCUAUUCCUGCAGCACCAUUGGAAUCUCCACAGAUCGUGCCAUCCGAUAUGCCACCAAAUGCAUCAAAUGGGGAGAUCCACAUCAUUCCCCGGGAGAGGUUCACAUCGGAGCGCACUCCCGGAUCGCAGCGCUUGCCGCAGAUACGGGACAUCCCGGACAGUUUGGAUAAGGUGGUGAUACCGCGCGGCGGCCGCGGUCGCACCACGUGGCGUAACCCACAGUUGAGGCCGCAGCACCCUUAUCGACGCAACAACAUGCACAGGGGCAACUUCAACCAGCGACCAUCGUUCCCCCCUCCACAAAUACGCUCCUCCCCGCCGCAGGUUCGGCCGGAUAUCCGGCCCGAAAUGCGCCACGAGAUGCGACCGGACGUGCCGCCUGAGAUUCGUCCGGAAAUCCAUCAAGUUAGACCUGAAAUACGUCCGGAAGUGAUGGAUAUUCGCAUAGACACCAGGCCGGAUAUGAGACCUGAUAAUAUGCGUCCAGAUAUGAGGCCGGAUAUGCGCCCUGAAGUUCAUCCGAAUCCGAAUAUGCGUCCGGAUAUGCACCCGGAUAUGAGGCCAGACUUGCGUCCGGAUAUGAGGCCUGAAGGUCGUCCGAAUAUGCGCCCAGAUAUGCGCCCGGAUUUCCCGCCAGAGAUUCGCCCGGACUUUCCGCCAGAAAUGCGACCGGAGUUACGUCACGAUCCGCACAUGCCGCCUCAGAUGGGUCCCGAAAUAUCGCCGGAACGCCCCUUAAUGCCGGACUUUCGACCCGACAUUCGUCCUUUCGGCCCGCGCUUCCAAUUUCGCCCAGAAGAGCCGCACUUUCGGCCUAACUUCGAGCCGAGGCCCAUGUUCUUCAGACCUAACUUCAAUCCGAGGCCUUUCGGGCCUCCAGUGCGCGAAAUAAUGCCCGGGGCAGGUCAUAUACCUCAAGUGACGAUACGUCAGCACGUGCCGGUGUCUGUGAACAGUGUGAACAAAGUGGACAGUGUGAACAAGUUUGUGCCCAAACGUGAACAGGAGGUGAUCAUGCUGCCGGUACAACUGCCGCCUCUGUUGCCGCCUGGAGGCUUAGCAGGGAAGAAAGUGCUUAUCAAUCCACACUUCAAAGGGAAUUUCACACAUCCUGUUGAGGUAACCGGGCUGCCAGCAUACAUUCCCACGAGGAUCCAAAAGUCCCCGCCUCCGAGUCCAACCCUGGAGAGCAAAUUCGGUAUUUUAGUAUUGAAACUGAAUAUCUGA
Molecule: messenger RNA, 1663 nt
Organism: Ostrinia nubilalis (European corn borer)
Lineage: Eukaryota; Metazoa; Arthropoda; Insecta; Lepidoptera; Crambidae
Exons: 9
Coding region: 74-1663 (529 amino acids)
Source: RefSeq, a predicted model, not a curated record